This is a messenger RNA of Colletotrichum chrysophilum, 1536 nucleotides long. RefSeq lists its product as uncharacterized. The record is from RefSeq and is a predicted model, not a curated record. Gene Ontology annotation, molecular function: monooxygenase activity; heme binding; iron ion binding. The coding region runs from base 1 to 1536 and encodes 511 amino acids. Lineage: Eukaryota; Fungi; Ascomycota; Sordariomycetes; Glomerellales; Glomerellaceae. The transcript is spliced from 3 exons.
AUGCCUGUUGAGAUUCCGGAUCCUGGCCCAGAGGGCGUGUUCAACACUUUGACACGUAUGUAUGAAAAGUACCCCGACACACCAUUCAUCCUAAAGACAUCAAGACCCAUCGUCAUUCUUCCUGGCAACCUCGUCGAUGAUGUGAAGAACAUGCCCGAGGAAAAGGUCUCUUUGCAUGCCGAAGUCAAGAUUGACCAUUCUAUGGCCGUCACCAAGGUUGGCGGAGGCACCUACGGCACAGAGCUUCUUCCCACUGUCCGCAUAGAUCUUACCAGACACACCAACGGUGCCAUCCCCGCCAUCUUGGACGAGCUCCGCUUCGCGAUGGACAUCGAGCUCAAUGACGUCGGCAGCGACAAGUGGUCCACCAAGGGACUUCACAUGAGCGUCACCAAGAUCUCAGCCCUCAUGCUAUCGCGUAUCUUCAUCGGUCGCCCCAUCAGCCGCAGGCCCGAAUGGCUGCGUUCUUCUAUCGGCUACACCAUUGAUCUGAUGCGCGCCCGCCAUGCGUUGAACAAGUACCCCUACUGGCUUCGUCUUUUCAUUGGCAAGUACUUGCCCGAAGUCAAGCAGAUGCAAUCUCACCUUGAGAGCGGCAAGAAGAUUCUGAUGCCGAUCGUCGAGAACCUUGUCAAGGAAAGAGCAGCGAUGCAAGAUCCCAACACUUGGAUGGACGAGAAGAAGCCUCUUCAACACUACAUGUCGGACGAAGAGGCCCUUGAGUUCGAUGAUGCACAGGGAACCUUCUGCUCAUGGUUGUUGAAGUAUACCAUCAUCCCGAAGGGUGCCAGUCAUGAGGACAUUGCUACAUCGUUGGCUCUCAACCAGCUUGCCCUCUCAUGGGUCUCUAUUCACAGCGUCAGCUACACCGUUACCCGCGCAAUGUACGACUUGGCUACCCGACCAGAAUAUUUUGCUCCCCUGCGCCAGGAGAUCGAAGACGUCCUGCAACAAGACGGCUUCACCAUGGAUGACAAGGGCCGUCGCAUCAUGGGCCGCACAUCCUAUGUCAAGCUCCGCAAGCUCGACUCGUUCCUUAAGGAGAGCAUGCGUUUGUGCCCCAACAAGCUUGUCAACAUGGCUCGCAUCGUGCAGAGUCCCGUCACCCUCUCGACCGGUCACACCCUCCCUGCCGGCACUCGUAUUGGUGUUCCAGUCUACCACGUCAUGACCUCACCAAGCACCCAGCAGAGCUACGCAGAGGUUGCGGACCAGGCUCCUGCAAGCGAGUUUGACGGCUUCCGCUUCUACAAGCUGCGCCAGAUGGAUGGUAACGAGAAUAAGUUCCACUACAUCACAACGACAUCCGAUUACCUGGCCUGGGGCCUCGGCACCCAUAGCUGUCCCGGCCGGUUCUUCAGCAGCACUGCUAUCAAGGUCUUGUUUGUCGAGAUGCUGCGCUUCUGGGACUUCAGGCUUGUAGGUGAUGUUGAUCGCAAGGGAGGCCCACCUGUUGGUCACAGGCUCAAUGACUUUACCCUCACGACUGAUGUCACUGUUCCUCUUGAGAUCAAGCGCCGCGAGGGCGCCAACUAG